This is a messenger RNA of Ctenopharyngodon idella (grass carp), 1511 nucleotides long. It is a transcript of the gene foxa, whose product is annotated as forkhead box A sequence. Gene Ontology annotation, biological process: cell differentiation; anatomical structure morphogenesis; regulation of transcription by RNA polymerase II. The transcript is spliced from 2 exons. The coding region runs from base 142 to 1272 and encodes 376 amino acids. Gene Ontology annotation, molecular function: RNA polymerase II cis-regulatory region sequence-specific DNA binding; DNA-binding transcription factor activity, RNA polymerase II-specific. The record is from RefSeq and is a predicted model, not a curated record. Lineage: Eukaryota; Metazoa; Chordata; Actinopteri; Cypriniformes; Xenocyprididae.
UCCUACAGCAGUUUACACACAUAGUGUGGGAUUUCCAAAUGCUCUGUGAUCCAAAUUGAGAUUUAAAUAUAAUUUAUUUAAAAUUCACUCUGGAAUUUUGCAUUAUUUGGCAAUUAAUUAUUUAGCUGAAUAACAGAAGACAUGAUUGACGAAGUAAAACGUGAGAGAGGCGAUCAAUGGAUGUCAUAUUACUCCAGCGAGGUGUAUUAUGGAGCAGACAGUCUGCCUCUGGGCCCUAGAGGAUAUUCCCCCCCAGAGCAUCACUACCUGAGUUACGGCCCAUCGUGUGAUUCAGCAGCUGCGGGAAACACCGGGAGGCUUGAAAGCCCAGUGGGGAUACUGCCUCCACCAAAUCCCAAAGGAUACGCUGAAAGCAACUCCAAUGAACCUGAGUUUCCAGCACUGAAAUCAGUUUACAGACGGACCUUAAGCCAUGCCAAACCGCCGUAUUCCUACAUUUCUCUUAUCUGCAUGGCAAUCCAGCAAUCACCAGCGAAGAGACUGACUCUGAACGAGAUCUACGACUGGAUCCGCCAACUCUUCCCGUAUUACAGACAGAAUCAACAGCGAUGGCAAAACUCCAUCCGCCAUUCCCUGUCGUUCAACGACUGCUUCGUGCGCGUACCGAGAUCGCCAGACUCGCCAGGGAAAGGCUCGUACUGGGCCCUGCACCCUGACUCCGGUAACAUGUUCGAAAACGGCUGCUACAUGCGUCGCCAGAAGCGUUUCAAGUGCCAAAAGGCGACGUCGCCAUCAGCAACGAAAAAUUCGGAUGGGGAAGCUGUGAAAGUUGAAGGGAAGAAAAAAAAGGUGGAGGUCAAGACAGUCAUCUCUUCUUGCAAAUCACCUGUACCUCCUUCGAGUGACGCCACAACACAGCAUUCAGAUAUAUUAUCAGUGUCCUAUCCAACCACCAAAGCACCUUUUUCUUCCCAUCUUCCUCAGCAUCUUACUCACUCACACACUUUGUUUCCUACUCAGACUCCAGAUAUCUCAACACACUCCCUGAGUGUCCCGUUCCCAACAAUGUCCACCCCUAACCUGCAGUCUGUGCCAUCAGCCUCUGUGGAAACCAGCUUGCACUGUGAAUCAACAUCCCAAAACCCCAUUUCUGUCCCACGACUUAUGGACUUACAGUACUGCGAGACCCCUGUGAGCUACCCGGUUUACUGCCAGACAAAUUCCCAUCCCAACUUCACCUCAUAUGCUGGAGACUCCGUUUACUAUCCUGGAUUUAGCAUGUGUUCUGCUCCUCUUCUGAGUUCCUCCUGAUCAUCCUUCUGUAGCAUAUAAGGGCUAUUAAAAAUGAAUCCGUUUCUGUUUAGAUACUUAUAAUUGCUGUAUAUAUUAGUUAAUGGACGCCCCAUAGCUGGAGAAGUAUCUGUUAUCUGAUGCUAAAGGAUUUCUGUGAUUCUCUGUGAAUGAUUCAGAUAAAUUCAAUUGAAUUGAAGGUGUUUGAAGAUACAUAUCAACAUGAAUUCCUUGCUGUAAAUCCCAAGUAAAAUUUUAAA